This is a messenger RNA of Aspergillus homomorphus CBS 101889, 963 nucleotides long. RefSeq lists its product as uncharacterized. The annotation marks the transcript as partial. The record is from RefSeq and is a predicted model, not a curated record. The transcript has 2 exons. NCBI's taxonomy places the organism in Eukaryota, Fungi, Ascomycota, Eurotiomycetes, Eurotiales, Aspergillaceae.
AAGACGGAGCAUCCUUCUAUUGUGCAUAUUCCUCCCAAAGAGCCACAUGGUAUACACAUCCAACAAGUUCUCAUCACAACAUACAUAAACACAAACAAACAAACACAGACAACAUCCGACCAUCACACCGAAACAGACACAACACAACCCAGUCUAGCAAGUAUUGAUCAUGAUCUUAUCAUAAGCAUAGCCCGGAUCAGUAACAAUGCAGUACGGCAGCCAAUCCACAUUGCCGAUGGCCGUGUCAUAGCAGCUCUGGCCGUACUGGCACAUGUGCACGCCGCAGGCAUCCGUGCCACCGGUAAUCAUGGCGCCCUUGAAGAUCACGCCCUGCUGGAACACCUGCCAGCCCGUGCCGCCCUCGUACGUGAGCGUCUCUUUGACGAUCUCGUUCUGGCAGUUCGAGUCCGAGUACAGGCUGAACUGGAUGGUUUGCGAGGCGGCCUGGGCGCCUGUGGCGGCGAGGAGGCCGCCGAGGGUGAGGGUUUUGAGGAGGGUGGACAUUUUGGUUGGUUGAGGGGUUGGAUCUAUGGGAUUUCGUGUCAGAAGGGUUGUAUAGGAAGGAUGGAAUUAAGUGCCGUCGAGGUCCUACUUAUACACGGCCAGCUUCUGCAGCGUUGCAUGGUGGUGGAUGAUCGUCUUCUUCAUGACCGCUUUUGUCCAGCAAUGUAUGCUCCGCUAAUACUAUAGUCGGGCUUGGGACUUUCUAUAGCGGGACUGAAGCAGUCGUGACCUCGUAUCCGCUGGGGCCGCUCAGGAGGAUAGGGCUCGGCGCCACAGCCGACUCCCAGGCUGGCUGUCCCAUGGAACGGUAGCAUACCUUGACGAGUUAACUAUUGCGCAGGUCUUUCGACUGAGUGGAUGAACUCACUGCCCACACUGCUAGGAAAAUAAUCACUCCUUAUCCAUCCACGCGCGGCUGAGGCAUAAAAAUAUACUGCUGCACGACAGGAGCAGACUCUU